This is a messenger RNA of Blumeria graminis f. sp. triticale, 1512 nucleotides long. The record is from the annotation of a GenBank genome assembly. NCBI's taxonomy places the organism in Eukaryota, Fungi, Ascomycota, Leotiomycetes, Helotiales, Erysiphaceae.
AUGGUUGUCGGCACUCAAACUCAAGAAUUAAUCCUUGGUAAUGCGGUAUCUAAACCAAAGGGUAGAGCAAAUGUAGAUAGUUUGAAAGCAGGAUGUAUUGCCAUGGUCAUGAAGGAUGGAGAGUAUCGGAAGGCCGAAAUUCUAAGUAUUAAAGAGACAAAGAGUGGGAGACAAUUUUAUUGCAAUUUUGACAAUUUCAAUAAACGUCUAGACGAAUGGGUUCCUGCCAACCGAAUUGAUUUUCGGCAGGAAGUAGAGUGGCCUAGUGCGGAGAAACCCAAAGAGCCAAAAAAAGCUACAGCUCCUGCCUUCAAGAAGCUAACCGGUCCAAAAAGAGGCUUGAAAAGGGUUGCUCGCGAAGCUUCGGUGAUUUCUGAGGUUGGCACGCCUCAUUCAUGGACCGAAUUAGUGGAACCCCCAAAAGAGCCCCCCGAUACGGGAAAUGAAGAGAAGCUUAACACUAGAUUAGAUAUUGCUCAGACACCAGGGGUUGAUGAUGAGGAUGCCAUGGAUCUUGAUGAGUCGGGGGAAACGAGCAAACCUCGAACUGAUCCACUUCUUGAUGAUAUUAGCCGUGAAGAGGAAUUAGAAAAGCUUCGAGUGGGAGGCUCCAUGACCCAAAAUCAGGCUGAAAUAUCACGGAUUAGAAAUAUCUCAAAGGUACAAUUUGGAAAAUACGAUUUAUAUCCAUGGUACUUCUCACCAUUCCCCGAGAUUUUCACGCAAGAAGACGUCAUAUAUAUAUGCGAAUUUUGUCUCUGUUACUAUGCAGAUGUAAAAUCAUUCUCACGACACCGACAAAAGUGUACUCUACAACAUCCUCCUGGCAAUGAAAUAUAUCGAGACGAUUACGUUUCUUUCUUCGAGAUAGACGGACGUCGACAGCGGACUUGGUGUCGAAACUUGUGUCUACUUUCCAAGAUGUUCCUAGAUCACAAAACUUUGUACUAUGAUGUCGACCCGUUCCUCUUCUACGUCAUGACAUCUAGAGAUGAGAAGGGGUUUCAUCUGGUUGGCUACUUUUCCAAGGAGAAGGAGAGUGCUGAUGGCUACAAUGUAGCCUGUAUUCUCACUUUGCCUCAAUAUCAGCGAAAGGGAUAUGGUCGACUCCUCAUUCAAUUUUCUUAUGAAUUAUCGGCAAAAGAAUAUAAAACCGGCUCCCCCGAAAAGCCUUUGUCGGACUUGGGGCUUCUUUCGUACCGACAAUAUUGGACGGAAAAUCUAGUAAGGAUCCUUCUGGAAAAAAACGACAGCAAUGAAACCGUAUCAAUUGAAAGUUUAUCUCAAGAACUUGCAAUGACGACUCAGGAUGUGGAGAGCACUCUGCAGGCUCUGAAAAUGCAAGUAUAUCACAAGGGUGAGCAUAAAAUAAUCUUGCCGACCCACAUCAUAAAAAAAUAUCAGGCAGCUAUGGAGAAGUUUAAAACCAAGCCAAGACGUCAAAUUGACCCGAGUAAGAUUAACUGGACGCCUCCUGUUUUCACUGCAAGUUCAAGGACAUGGGGUUGGUAG